This is a messenger RNA of Orbilia oligospora ATCC 24927, 3621 nucleotides long. RefSeq lists its product as uncharacterized. The transcript is spliced from 13 exons. Gene Ontology annotation, cellular component: cytoplasm. Gene Ontology annotation, molecular function: protein serine/threonine kinase activity; ATP binding. The record is from RefSeq and is a predicted model, not a curated record. Lineage: Eukaryota; Fungi; Ascomycota; Orbiliomycetes; Orbiliales; Orbiliaceae. The coding region runs from base 1 to 3621 and encodes 1206 amino acids. Gene Ontology annotation, biological process: protein phosphorylation.
AUGGUCGACGCGGUAGAUAUGGCAGAGUCUAGGUCGUCAAAAUCCCAAGCCGCCUUGAACGAAGGUAAGAGGCGACGGGGCAGUUCUUCCCUCUCAGACUAUACGCUUGGGGAUUGCCUUGGGCGUGGUGCAUCGGGGUCGGUCUAUAGAGCUAUAAACUAUACUACCGGGGAAACUGUUGCCAUCAAGCAAAUUCGGCUUUCAGACCUACCACACAGCGAACUUGGGGCUAUUAUGCGGGAAAUCGAUCUUCUCAAAAACCUAAACCAUCCUCACAUCGUUCAAUACCACGGGUUUGUCAAGUCAGUUGACUCCCUUUAUAUUAUCUUAGAGUUCUGUGAGAACGGAUCUCUCCAUAGCAUUUGCAAAAACUUUGGAAAGUUCCCCGAGCAUCUCGUUGGGAGGUACACUGGACAGGUCCUCGAUGGUCUUUUUUAUCUUCACGAACAGGGGGUCAUUCACAGAGACAUUAAAGGAGCCAAUAUAUUGACCACCAAAGAAGGUCACAUCAAACUGGCCGAUUUCGGUGUCGCUACCCGAGCAAAUGAUGCUACAGUCGUUGGGACACCUUAUUGGAUGGCACCGGAGGUUAUAGAGCUCGUUGGUGCAACAACAGCCUCUGAUAUCUGGAGUGUAGGUUGCACGGUCAUCGAGCUUCUCACUGGCGACCCUCCGUACUACGACCUAAGCCCCAUGCAAGCCCUUUUCCGCAUCGUGAGCGAUGACCACCCAAGUUUGCCUGAAGGUGCUUCCCCAGCUGUUCGCGAUUUCUUGAUGCAAUGCUUUCAAAAAGAUCCUAAUCUAAGGGUUUCUGCAAGGAAACUUCUGAGACAUCCCUGGAUUGUGAAGACGAGACCGGUAUCAAAGGAGCCAAAUCCCAAAUACGUGGACGAUGUUAGAAGUGUCCAGCAGUGGAAUGAAGCCUUGAAGAUGCCUCUUGAUGUACAUGGUGUGCGCAGCAAGCCAGUACCUUCUCAUCAGGUACCCCAAUCUAAAGUAGACCCAACUAAUAAGGAUGGAUUUGCUGCCCUACAAGAAUCAUCCUUUGAUGAUAACUGGGAUGAUGAUUUUACCCCUUCUAUAAAUUCUAGUAGCUUUGAUCUGACGCAUUUGAAAUCACACGAUGCAACUGGUGGCCAGUCUAUUCGUCGGAACCAGGCGAGCAGCGAACAAGCAACAUACCCUGGAUACUUUGCCCAAGAAGAUGACAACAUGGAUACAAUCAAACCUAAGAAAACAAGCCUCUUGAAAGCUCUGCAUAUUGAACAGGGCAAGCAAAAGUCCCGCCCAAGUACGUCGGCAUCAGCGACUUUGUCAGAAUCGUACCCCCCAGGGGGGAAAUCGCUAUUUCCGUCAUUAUUUGCGGACCACCUGGCUAGCGAAAGUAUUGAAGAUGUAGAAGACUUCGAUAUGAAUGAUUUAGAAAGUCCAUUUGGACGGGAACAAGAGCAGGGCCUGUCGAGUAUAGUCUCGAGAAAACCGACAGACAGGUUUCGGCGAAGUCACUCUAACGAGGUUGAACAUUCUCGCAUUUCAGGGGAUACUCGAUUGUUGAAGUUGGGGUCAAGAGACGACUCCUCGCUCGAUGAGUUAAAAGUAGCGGCAAAAAUCAACAAGUAUACGGAGGCGGAAGAAGAAGACGAUUUCUCAGAUAUAUUUUGGGUACCAGACUCACUCGGUCCAAAGCACGACGGAGCUUCGCGAAAGAACAACCUAGUGUUGGCACCUAAGGGCACCGAUCCAAAGAUCGGCCUAUCUGAUGAGUAUGAAGAAGAUGACCCCUUUUCCGAACUCGAAGAAGGCCUCACAGAGCUAGAUCUCGACGCCAACAUCGCUAGAGAUCAACAUGCCCGUCUAUGCACCGAGGUUUCUAGUUACAUCGAAUCCCUAAAAUCCCAACACACAGGAAUUUUUCUAGAAGAUACGACAGCUAAGCUCCUAGGAAUCCUCUUGGACUCUCCGGAAACGAAAACAGCAGUUAUUGCUUCUCACGGGCUUCUUCCCAUACUUGAAGUACUGGAGUCCGGCCGGAAUCGAGAAGUUAACAUUACACUUCUGCGAGUCAUCAAUGCGCUCACUUUCAACGAUAUUGAAUUACUCGAAAAUCUUUGCUUCGUAGGGGGUAUACCUACGAUUACCAAAUUCGCAACGAAACAUCACCAUAAAGAAAUUCGAUUGGAGGCCGCGAUUUUUAUCCGUCAAAUUUGCCAUAUGUCACGGCUGACGCUCCAGAUGUUUGUAAGCUGUGGAGGGUUGAAUGUGCUUGUGGAACUAAUCGAGGACGAUUAUUCCACUCACAAAGAGCUUGUUCUCACCGGCAUCGAGGGCGUGGUCGACGUUUUCAAGCUACAGGGUUCGACCCCAAAGAACGAUUUUUGUCGAAUCCUCUCUCGGCAUAUGGUUUUGCGCCCAUUGUCUCUAGUUCUCUCCCAAAUAUGCAAGGAAAAGGAGGACCGGUACGAAGUUUAUUGUGAAAAAAUAGUCAACCUCUUUUACCUUUUCUCACAAGCCGAGAACCAAGUCAAGGAAGUCAUUGCGGAUAGGGUGACACUAAAGAGGAUAAUGAAGGAUCUCCCCGACCUUCCGCUUACCUGUCAGAUUGCCUUCCUCAAGUUCGUGAAAAACCUAUCGAUGUUGUCAACAACCCUUGAUAUAUUGCAGAAUGCGAAUGCAAUCGAGGUUUUAAUAGAGAUGCUCUCAGAAAAUACGCACAAACCACAAUUUAAAGAACUAUCCAAUCAAAUACUCAGUAUUAUGUUUAAUUUGUGCAGACACAGCAAGUCAAGACAAGAGGAAGCUGCUAUCAAUGGAAUCAUUCCUGUCUUGCAGAAGAUUGUGCGAACCGACCGGCCAUUGAAGGAAUUUGCUCUCCCAAUUCUUUGUGACAUGGCACACUCAGGCAGACUGGGCCGAAAAUACCUUUGGCAGAAUAAUGGCUUAGAAUUCUUUGUAUCAUUGCUUUCUGAGCCUUAUUGGCAGGUUGCCUCGCUAGAAGCGAUUCUUGUGUGGUUACACGAGGAGCCAGCACAGAUAGAAGAGAGACUCCUACAAUCCAAUGCGACCCGUGCUCUCAUUAGUUGUUUCACCGGAUCUAAGACGAACACAUUUGAAAACAUCUUGGAACCAUUCCAGAAGCUAUGUCGAUUAAGUGGGCCCAUCGCUCGCGCAAUGGGGCACCCGGACUUUUUCGAGCGUGUUUUGCAGAAGCUCACUCACCCGAAGGCUGUAGUGAGGUUGAGUUUACUCAGAAUUGUUCGUAGUAUUUGUGAUGCGAAUGGAGACCAGGAAGACUUGUUGGCCCGGAGUGGGCUGUUUCCGAUGAUCCUCUGGCUCGCAGAAAAUGAUGGGGCAAUUUUAGUGCGCAAUAUUGCUAGUGAAUUCGUCAAAACACGCAAGAACCAAUUGCAAUCCGGCAGAAAUCACAAGUACCAUGCCUCCUCCACCCCGGCUACUCCAAGAUCAAUGGGUAUAUUUCGUGCGUCAUCGCAUUUGAGCCGGCCAAGAAAACAUGCAGACUACUCGCCUAUCUCCCACGAUAUUGAGGGAAGCAAGGAAAUAGGUCUGAAGGCAAACAAAACCUGUCUGAAAAUAGAGAGGCGGAAGCGACAACAAUCAACAUGA